Messenger RNA from Condylura cristata (star-nosed mole), 4033 nucleotides. RefSeq names its product pleckstrin homology domain containing, family G (with RhoGef domain) member 7 (gene PLEKHG7). Gene Ontology annotation, molecular function: guanyl-nucleotide exchange factor activity. Bases 125 to 1618 code for a protein of 497 amino acids. Gene Ontology annotation, biological process: Rho protein signal transduction. The transcript is spliced from 16 exons. NCBI's taxonomy places the organism in Eukaryota, Metazoa, Chordata, Mammalia, Eulipotyphla, Talpidae. The record is from RefSeq and is a predicted model, not a curated record.
UCCAGGCUACUCACUACCCAGUCUCACACCACGGCCCUCUACGCCUCAGGGAGAAGAGUCACCUCCAUCCAGGUUCUACGAGCACAGGCGAAGUUCUGUGGUGCUCAGCUUACCUGGACUCGAGAUGUUCCCUGGCGACCUUCUGGUGUCAGAUGGAGCUGCCGACUACCUGUGCCACCCCUUUCUGGUGCUGAAUUCAGAAGCCAAAAAACCCAGAUGGCCUUUCUCCAAGAGAGGAGUGGGCAAAGACAGACACAAGCACAUAUCAGAUCUGGAAAACUGCCUCUCCUCUGUGAAGAUUAUAGACUUCAGGGGCUCCACGUUCCAUAACCUUAAGGAUAAGACCUGGAAUGAAGUGGUAGAAACACAUCAGAGUCUCCCUACAGACCAGCUGGACUUGUGGAAGCAGCAGGAGGCCAUGUGGGAGCUCUUCACCAGCGAAUGCACCUACUUCCUGGACCACUUACUGGUUCUUAAAGUGGUCUUCAUGAAUACACUAAAAUAUCUACAAGCUCAUGAGUAUCUCCUAGAUGUGGAUUUAUGGAGACUUUUUGCAAAUCUGGAAGAGUUAAGUCAGACAAGCUCUGGUUUUGUGAACAGCCUUUUCAGUAUCAUCAAAGACUAUGUCGAAACUUCAGAGACUUCACCGCCAAUGGAUUUCAUCUCUGUGCUCGCAAAGUAUUUCCGAGGAAGCCUCUUUCAGAGUCACCAGACCUACUGCCUGAAUUACUCAGCUGCUGUCUUUUAUCUGGAGAGCCUAAGGCAGAGAGAUGACUUUGGAAUCUAUUUAAAAUGGUGUGAGCAAAAUGAGCAGUGCAAACGGCUUCACCUGCCUGAGCUACUCGUGGCCCCAUUGCACCGGUUGACUCGAUACCCCUUGUUGCUGAAGAAUAUCUGGAAAAGGAGUACAGAUUCUACGGAGAAAAUCAUGAUCUACUCCCUCAAGGACAAAGUUGAAAAGUCAAUUCGGGAUCUUGAAGGAAAGGUGAAGUGGCUUGACAACUUCCAAAAAUGUAGACAUCUACAGGAGAUUAUAGUGUGGCCUCCACUUUGGGACAGAGAUAAAAGAUUCUUCAUCCCAGAGGGCCUGAAACACAUUUUAAAAGAACACAUGGCAGAAAAUAUCUUGUCACCAACCAACAGACACCUUCUCUAUGAGGGAAAAUUAACCCUUGCAGAAAACACAAGAUUCCUAGAUGUUUAUCUGUUCCUCUUUGCUGAUUUCCUCUUAGUUACCAAAACUAAGCGCAACAAGAAGAAACCUGGAGGCUCAGACCCUGGCUUAAUAUGCCCUUCACUUACUCCUGAGUUGCAAACAGUCAUAAAAGAGGGUGUUUCAUGCACAGUGCUCGAUCAGCCCAUCCCUCUGGAUAGACUGGUGGUCAGAAGUAUUGACCCCCUCCAUGUAUCAGUCUUUGGACUGAGAAAUGCUUUCCUUAUUCAACAUGAAAACAGGUAUCGACAAUGUAUAGCAGCAUUCUUCCUACAAGCCCAAACAGAAAACAUCAAAAAAGCAUGGAUGGCACAAAUAGCAGCAGCAAUUUCUAGCUUCACCAAGAGUCAAGAAACAAAGAAAAUACCUUUAUUUACAUUGCCUGCAGAAUCCUCGGAAAUUUAGAGCCCUAAAACACAUGGCAUACCUUUGUAGACAUUAGAGAUCAAGGUAUUUCAUUCAAACCUGUGUAACACUUAGUGAUGAGCUAGAGGAAAUGUACAUUUUAAAGGAGUUCCAGAAUAUGAGAAUUGGUGCUAGGAAAAUCCUCAUAGUGAGGAAUAAUGACUGCAAAAAAUUUGAACUCUGGGAAUUUCUUGAGUAGUAUAUAUGCUAAUAUCCAGAUCUAACAUGUACUAACAUCCAGGCAGGUUUACCAGAGGUGCUGGUGAACAUCAAUGCUAUUAUAAUUUUACAGGAUAGACAGUCUGUGUAAGUGGAGUGUGGGAGGAAAACAAUGCUCACUGCCUGUGCCCAACACAAAUCCAAGCAUCUUACUUUGUGUGUAUCUAUAAUGAAACCAAUUUUCCUAUGAGGCUUGUAGAUAAGUCCUACUGCUUUAUAAUCAAUCCUACUGCACACUCAGUGAUAAUUCUUUUGAAUCAAAGCUUGAUUGCUCCUUUAAUAUAGUAAGCAAUAACAUAGUUUAUAUUUAAAUUGCAGUUUUUAAAUUUUUAUUCUCCAACAGUUUAUCAUCAUUACUUCCUAAUGCUCUAACUUAAAAUUAGAAAAUCCCAAAGGCUAAAGUUCAUUAAGAAAUGACAAAAACCUGUUUGUUUCACCAAUUAACACAUUUACAUAGGAGAUUCUCAAAGAAAUAAUAAAAUACCACUUAUCGUUUUCUUUAAGAAUGAUAGUUUGUCAUAAAAUUAAUCACUGGUUGUGUGUGUGUGUUAGCAUAGUACACUUACCUUUAUUAUGGAGGGACUUGAAACUUUAUUAGCAUUUUUAUCAAAAAAAGGCAUCUAGAAUUAUUAUCAUGGUGAAAAAAACAAGAUUAAUGCCAUGUAAAGAAUGAAAUUCCUAUGUUGUUGAUUUCUUACAAUCAGAGUUUAUCAAAUGGAAAUCUGCAUUUUUCAAUUUCAGGCAUGUUAUGGUACCUUUUGCAAUUUCUAUAAUGGAAGUGUGUACCUUUAUCAACUUGGGUUACAAGUCCAAUGAUGUCUUCAACUGACCUCCAUAAAUUAAGAGAAUGGGGUAGAAAAGACCAUGUUUGGGAAGUCAUGUGCACAAUUCAUUUUUUAAGGAAAAUAUGAGCUUCCCCAUAUAGAUGCAGAGUACAGACAAGUGCAGCAGAAUGGCUUUUGUGCCAGGGGCAAGCACUAUUAGAAUGUGGGGUCACAGUUUCUUUACAAUAAAAUUGGACAUUUAUUAGGAGUAAGUAAAAAUAAAAGGAAAACUGGUAAAGCUAUGACUACUGUUAAAAUGUCUUAGACUAAAUGAGUGCAGAAAGACAAAGAGGGGGAGAAAUCACAAGUAUGUUUCUGGAGAUGGGACUUAUAUGGAAUUGAAAGUGACUAUGUCCAGGAAAACACAACAUAGAUUUAUGCAAAAAAGAUUUAGGAAGAAAUUUCUGACUAAAAAUAAAUAAAUAAAACUUUCUUUUCUCGAGAAAAGAACUUAAUGUAAUCAUCUUGCAGGGAUUUUUAGACAUAAGUAUGUAAGGAAGAAGCCAAAGGACUAAGGGAUCUCUCAAGAUUCCUUUGUCCCAUGACUCCAAUAAUUAUAUACUUAUACACACAUAUAUACAUUCAAUAUAUUAAUGUCUAAUUUCUCAUUAAAGGGAAAGAUUAAAUUAACAAAGUCUAUAAAAAACAGGUCUACAGUAUGCUACAUAUAGAAGAGAUAUUAGCUCUCCUAUGGUCAUUGCAAUAGCCAAGAUGUGGAAAAAAUCUAACAUCCCUAGCAGAUGAGUCGAUGAAGAUGUGGCAUAUGCACACAGUAAAAUGCUGGUCACUUAAAGAAGGAAUUCAGCAACACGUAACACACUGAUGGACUUGACUUGAGUACAUUAUGCGAAGGGAAAUAAGCCCAUCCCAGAAAGAUAAAGAUGGUUAAGAUUCCACUUACAUGAGACAUCUAAAACGAUGAGUCAAAUUAAUAGAACGUGAGAGUGGAGUCGUGGUUGCCAAGGGCUAAGAAGAGGGUAAAACGGGGAGUUACUAAUCAAUGGGCAUAGUGUUUCAGUAAACAAGAUGAAUAAGCUCGUGAAAUUUGCUGUAUUGUAUACUAAAAAAUCUGCCAAGAAAGAUGUCUUUACCAAACACAAAAUAAAAAUAUUUAAAAGAAUAUACUGUAUGCUUAAACGGGAAUUCUAUAAAGCUUGUAAAGGGAUAUAUCUAACAUAAAACAGAAUUUGUGCUGACGGAUACACACAUUCAACUUGUCAGAGGAAAGCAAAGCAAAGUAAAGUGAAGAAACUGUUCCAGAACUUUGGUUCCCAGCGAGAAAAAACAGUAAAAAAUAAUGGUACACUGACCUUUCAGGAAAAUAGUUCACCUGCACAUUAGCUUAGAUAUGCAAAUGAAAAAAGGGAUUUCU